Molecule: messenger RNA, 975 nt
Organism: Cladophialophora carrionii CBS 160.54
Lineage: Eukaryota; Fungi; Ascomycota; Eurotiomycetes; Chaetothyriales; Herpotrichiellaceae
Exons: 2
Coding region: 1-975 (324 amino acids)
Source: RefSeq, a predicted model, not a curated record
AUGACUGCGGCGUCGCUGCGUUUCGUCAUCCGACUUGUAUCCGGAACGAUCGACCUCCAAGGCAACAGACAAAGACAGAGUUCUGAAUUUCUCAUCUGGCUGGCACAAAUCUGCAUCACGCUGUGGAGGUACGACUGCAGUAGACAGUUGUUGGUGAAUCUGGAACAGUGCGCCCAUGACUUCAUAUGUAACGACAAUUUUGAACCCUCGGAAAAUGACGCGGCGUAUCUUGCGAUCGUCGCAUUUGUUCUUGGUGGACGCAUGGACGACAAGCUGUACGAGUAUGUCGAUGCUGUAGUAUGGCGCUCUAGGGCCGACUUUGCAGCCGUGAUAUCACCCUUGCGAAGACUGAUCAUUCGCGAGCGGCAGGCAUUGCUGGAAGUUAUUUUCAAUCGAUUUCCCCAGAUCCUAACCAGUCUGGCGUACAGCGAUGACGUCCGGAUGAAAUCUCUGGGAGAGGCACUGCAUAAAAGCUUCCAGAAUUUCACAGACCUGCAGGUGGACUUUGGCAAGCCGUACGCCCACUCUCACCAUCUCAACUGCGCGAGAUACCCGGAGAUCCUCCAGACAAAGCUAUUCGCCGCGCUAAACGCAGAGCGCAAAAGGUUGACGGACAGAACACCGAGUAUUGCGUCAAGCCACUCAGACACGAGCGUCAAACCAGUCAAACAAGAGAAUGGACCACGAUUGGGAGGGGGACUCCCCGCGAUCAAAAAGUUCACUAGGACGGUCACCGGGAUGAAGCAAGAGCCUCCUCCGCCAGCAGAGAGGCCCGCCGACCGCUUGCUUGCUAUCAUCACGGAAUCAAAGGUAAUAAUAGGCAAUAGAAGGAAGCGGAUCGCAGACGCGGUGAAGGACUUGAUAGAAGACAGAGACGAUAGAUGUGAUAAAGGCAUAGGGCGCCCUUCUACCGAAGAGGGUCAGAUUGAGAUCCAGGUCCUGGUCCAACGGAAGGAUCUUCCACAUGAGUUAUGA